AUGGAUUUCUCUCUCUUAUCAGAGACCUUGAACUCCAAAUCGUAUGAAAAGGUCGCCGAUAUCUGUGACGAACACAUGCUUCAGGUCGCAGCCGAGGGCGUUGCUUUUCAGGACGACUGGCCCUACGCCAUUCAUCUUCUCGGUCACAUUUACGCUGGUGAUAUUAAUAGCAUGCGGUUUCUUUGGAAAUCAAUGCCUGCCACAGUCAAAGAGGGCAAUCCAGAAGUCAUUGCUGCUUGGAAAAUUGGCCAGAAAUUGUGGGUGCGAGACUAUGGGGGUGUGUAUGAAGCUAUUCGUGGAUAUGACUGGAGUCAGGAAGCUCAAGGUCUAGUUGCAGCCUUUUCAGAUCUUUACACAAAGAAUAUGUUUCAGCUCCUGCAGUCUGCCUAUUCUACAAUAAGCAUCCAAGAUACAGCUCUCUUCCUUGGAAUGAGCGAGGAUGAUGCCACAACUUUUGUACAACAGCAAGGUUGGGCUGUGGACCCUGCAUCUCAAAUGCUUACUGUGAAGAAGCAGCCCAUUGUUACAGAGCAGAAACUGGAUGCCAGAAAAUUGCAGAACUUGACAGAAUAUGUAUUCCAUCUAGAGCAUUGA
Messenger RNA from Prunus armeniaca (apricot), 594 nucleotides. Lineage: Eukaryota; Viridiplantae; Streptophyta; Magnoliopsida; Rosales; Rosaceae. The record is from the annotation of a GenBank genome assembly.